AUGAUACCAACUUGUAUAAGAGCUCCUCGGUCCAUUCAGGGCUCUACUGACGAUGUUACGCGCCAGACUCGAUCUAUUAUACAGAUCUACACGGACUGGGCAAACCAUUACCUGGAACGUGCACGUUCACGGCGACGGGCGGGAACGUCAGGCGGCGGGUUAGCGCGCGACUGCGCCGACGGUCUCCUGCUUGCAGACGUGCUGGAAGGCGUAACUGGUCAGAAGGUGCCGAGGGCGCAUCGCAAGCCACGCAACCCGCAACAAAUGGUGAGUCCGCAUCAACAUUUUACACCAUAA
Parnassius apollo (apollo) is the source of this 297-nucleotide messenger RNA. The record is from the annotation of a GenBank genome assembly. NCBI's taxonomy places the organism in Eukaryota, Metazoa, Arthropoda, Insecta, Lepidoptera, Papilionidae.